This is a messenger RNA of Acanthosepion pharaonis, 612 nucleotides long. Lineage: Eukaryota; Metazoa; Mollusca; Cephalopoda; Sepiida; Sepiidae. The record is from the annotation of a GenBank genome assembly.
AUGUGGCGAUUAUCUAUCUAUCUAUCUAUCUAUCAAUCUAUCUAUCUAUCUAUCUAUCUAUCUAUCUAUCUAUCACUAUUCAUUAUCUAUGUAUAUCUAUUAUCUCUCUCCCUCUAUUCUGUGGAUAAUCGCCGUGGUAUAAUUCACUCAGUUUUUUCUUUCUUUCUUUCUUUCUUUCUUUCUUUCUUUCUUUCUUUUUUCUUUUUUCUUUCUAUCUGUCUAUCUAUCUAUCACAUUCAUUUGUUUCUCUUUUUUUCUUUCUUUCUUCAAUCCCUGGGUUUGAGAACCUGGGAAGCUAUUUCAUCCACGUAUUUCCUAUGUAUCUUCCUGUAUCUUUCUCUGCUUCUCUGUCUGAUUAUCUAUCUAUCUAUCUAUCUAUCUAUCUAUCUAUCUAUCUAUCUAUCUAUUUCUUAUACAUUUUCUUUCUUUUCUCUAUACCUGGGUUUGAAUAUACGGAGAGCUAUUUUAUGUAAGUAUUUCCCUCUGUCUCUCUUUCUGUCUUUCUUUUUGCCUUUCUCUAUCCUUUCUCUCUCUCUGUCUGUCUGUCCGUCCCUUUCUCUCUCUCUCUCUCUCUCUCUCUCUCUCUCUCUCUCUCUCUCUCUUGAUAAAUAA